This is a messenger RNA of Haliaeetus leucocephalus (bald eagle), 998 nucleotides long. It is a transcript of the gene CEP20, whose product is annotated as FGFR1OP N-terminal like. Lineage: Eukaryota; Metazoa; Chordata; Aves; Accipitriformes; Accipitridae. The coding region runs from base 18 to 548 and encodes 176 amino acids. The record is from RefSeq and is a predicted model, not a curated record. Gene Ontology annotation, cellular component: ciliary basal body; centrosome; motile cilium. Gene Ontology annotation, molecular function: protein binding. The transcript has 5 exons. Gene Ontology annotation, biological process: cilium assembly; microtubule anchoring.
GGCGCGGCGGUUGGGCGAUGGCGACGGUGGCGGAGCUCAAAGCAGUUUUAAAGGACACACUGGAAAAAAGAGGUGCUCUUGGGCAAAUAAAAGCAAGGAUCAGAGCUGAAGUUUUUAAUGCACUGGACGACCAAAGUGAACCACGGCCACCACUGUCUCAUGAAAAUCUCUUAAUUAACGAACUAAUUCGUGAAUACCUGGAAUAUAACAAAUAUAAAUACGCAGCAUCUGUUUUAACUGCAGAAUCUGGCCAGUCUGAAGUGCCCUUGGAUAGACAGUUUCUUGCCAAAGAACUGAACAUAGUCGAAGAUGCAAAUGGAAAAUCAGUCAGACCUCUCUUGUAUGGAAUUAUCUCUCAUUUCUUACAUGGUGGUAAAGAAGAAAGUACCCAGAAUACUCUUCCAAAAGUGUCUUUGCUGAAUUAUCCAAAGCGGAACCUUGGCAAACCACCUACUGAGAGGAAUCAAAAAGAUAGAAUUCCAGAACCAGGAAGGAUGGCUGGCAUGAGCAUCGAAGAGCCCCUCGUUUUACAAAGUAUAAACAGAUGAGGUCUUUCAUAUGCUAAUUUCUCAUGUAAAGUUCUGCAAGAGUUAAUUUAUUAAAUUCUUCUUUGCAUAAAUUUCCCCAAUAUGUCCAGUGGGACCAUUUCAGCUUGUUAGAUCUAUCCAUGAGACAGGAUGGACAGGGUCAUACUUACUGUCAAUGAAAAAAAUAUUAGCAAAGGCUGUCUUCUUCUAGUGCCAAUAGAAGGAAAACUGCAUAUGAAGUCAGAUUAGUGAAGCCUGUGUCUAGAAUUGGGCCUAAAAAUACUGGUUUUACUUUAUAAAAAUUUAUCAGAUAACAUAAUUUCUGCACUUUGUUUAUUGUGUUAUGUCUUUGUGUGUCUUUCCUUUGUUGCCGAGUAAAAUUUUCCAGUAUUCUGUGUGGUAUUUUGAAAGUGUUCAAACUAAGUAUUUUAAUCAUUCUUCUUUAAAAAGAAGCUGUUGCUACUUUCGGAU